UCUAAUCCAGAUGAAUCUGCUUUUAUCGUUUAUUUUUUAUGUUUUGUUUCUCAAAGUCAAAGCUAAAUGCUUUCAUUCUCACUACACAAAUUGGUGGUAUCAACACCACCAUUAACCAACUACUGGAAUUUGCAUCCGCGCUCUCCAAGAAAUGGCUCCUUUGCUUUCCCUGAUGUUAGUAAAUGUAGUGGAAGUGAUCCCAAUACAACAUUUACUUUUCCUUUAAUUACAUCACCUCUCUCAAAACACAAGACUUGCUCAAAUGUUCACUCUCUCCUGCCGGCUUUUUCCUCGGAUUCUAUCCAACAAGAAGCGGAAGAAGAAGAUGAAGAAUAUCAUGUGCUGACGGCAGUGAGAAGCAAGCAUAAUGACAUCAUAAUCGUGGACACGCCUAAAGCCAGGAUGUUGCUCCUUGAUUCUACUCAUAAUGUUCAUAGCAUUCUUAAUAAGGGUCAGAAAUGGACUGGGUCGUAUUGGGAUGAAUUUGCUAGUCUACCAGCUGUCAUACCAAAAGGUCCUAUUGCAAUCUUGGGCCUGGGUGGUGGUACUGCUGCACAUUUGAUGCUUGACUUGUGGCCUUCAUUACAGCUUGAAGGCUGGGAGAUUGAUCCAGUUUUGAUUGAUAAAGCAAGACAAUAUUUUGGGCUAUCUGAUCUUGAGAAGCAUAAUAUGGCUGGUGGCAUAUUGGAUAUUCAUAUUGGGGAUGCCCUUCGCCCCUCAGAAAAUGAUUCUGGAAGAUAUGCUGGCAUUGUCAUUGACUUGUUCUAUGAAGGAAAGGUUUUGGCACAGUUACAAGAGGUUGCAACUUGGUUGAAUUUGAAAGAUAGAUUGAUGCCCAAUGGUCGUUUUAUGGUGAAUUGUGGUGGCAUACAUGAAAAAUCAGAUACUAUAGGUGGAAUAAUCCACCCGAAAUUAGUGGAUGGUACUUGGGUUGAAAAUUCUACCAUCAAGGCAUUAUUUGAAGCCUUCCCUGGACAAGUAAGCUGGAAGAGAAUGCCAGAAACACAAGGUGCAAAUUUUCUUGCAUUGACAGGACCUUUUCCAGAUUUAACAUUUUGGUCUUCUAAGGUCCCAGAUCCUUUAAGUGAAACUGUGAGGCAAUGGAGGCCUUAUGACUCUAUUCCAUGAGGGACUAUUUGCUCUGACUUGGUUAUAUUGUAGCGAAUAACUAUGAUUUUUUUAAUGACUACUUAAUCAAAGGUGAAAUUCUCAUUAACCAACUGAUUCAAAUUUACUCUAAAUAGCCAUGAAGGAUAUACCAUUUAAGAUACUGUAUUCUCUCAAGUUAUUGUCUAAAAAAUUUGUCAUCUUUUCCUCAUUUGUAUUUGGCACUUCUGUUGAAUCUUUUAUUCUCACUAAGGAUAUGUAAGAUCAUUGUGAUUUCUAGAAA
Hevea brasiliensis (rubber tree) is the source of this 1390-nucleotide messenger RNA. RefSeq lists its product as uncharacterized. NCBI's taxonomy places the organism in Eukaryota, Viridiplantae, Streptophyta, Magnoliopsida, Malpighiales, Euphorbiaceae. The record is from RefSeq and is a predicted model, not a curated record. The transcript has 8 exons. The coding region runs from base 67 to 1128 and encodes 353 amino acids.